Messenger RNA from Coccinella septempunctata (seven-spotted ladybird), 3010 nucleotides. Its product is annotated as nuclear exosome regulator NRDE2. Gene Ontology annotation, biological process: negative regulation of RNA catabolic process; regulatory ncRNA-mediated post-transcriptional gene silencing. The record is from RefSeq and is a predicted model, not a curated record. The transcript is spliced from 3 exons. Gene Ontology annotation, cellular component: catalytic step 2 spliceosome. NCBI's taxonomy places the organism in Eukaryota, Metazoa, Arthropoda, Insecta, Coleoptera, Coccinellidae. Bases 128 to 2947 code for a protein of 939 amino acids.
CAAUUGUACCCAUAGUUCAAUUCAAUCAUAACAACAUUCAAGUUAGGUUAAUAAAAACUUUCGAAAAUAUUUGAAAAAAAAGUAUGUAAAAUAAGUGUUUACGGUCAGUUCUAUCAAGUACGAUAAUAUGUCUUUGUUUCCUGCUUAUUCAGAAGUACCAGAAGCAGAAAAAAAAAUUUCAGAUGAAAAUUGGCUGCAACAGUCAAGUUUUACAGUUACUUUGCCCCAAAAUACCGCUGAAGUAUAUUCGAGUUCCUCAGAUAAUGACGAAUGCCCAGUGCCUGUUAAAAAACCUAAGAAAUCAAAAAGGAAAGUUGAGACUGAAUUAUCCGAAAAUGAUAUAUUCUUUAUUGAUCGGAAACCUACAAAGGAGUUCCUCAAGGUGAAAACUAUUUCUAGACCUGCUGUAGCAAAAUACAAAAUACAAUUCUAUAUGAUCGAACACCAGAAAAAACCGAGGAAAGUGAAGAGAUAUUACCACAAAUUAUCAUCGGAAGAUUUGGAAAAGGCUGAGGGUGUUGAAAAAAAUUUCAACGAUGAAAACUUUGAUUCAUUACAACAUGAAAUGGAGUUAACACAGAAAACUGGAUUUUAUAACAAAAUAGUUUUUGAGGAGCCCAAUAAUAUAGAAAAUUGGUUAGAAUUUAUAGACUAUCAAGAUGUAAUAUUCAAGUUUGAAAAAAAUUAUAAGAAGGGGAGUGUAGCAAAAGGGUUACGUGCAAAUGCUGAACGUAAACUGAAUAUAUUGGAGAAAGCCUUAUCACAUAACCCAUAUUCAGAAAAGUUACAUCGGAAAAGGUUGCAAAUAAUGGUUGGUGUGUAUCCAGCUGAUGAACUACAGAAACAACUCAGUGAUUUGUUGAGCAAAGACCAGGGAAACAUAAUUCUGUGGCAGGGUUAUAUAGAAGCAACACAGUGUUCUAUGUCUCACUGUAACACUUCAGCCGUUUUGAAACUAUACACGAGUUGUUUAUCAACCUUGCAUAAAAUAAGGAGAAAUUCUUCCUCGGAUUGUGGAAUAUCGGAAGAAAAUAUUUUGAGGAUACUUUAUCAGUGUGGAUUAUUCUUGAAGCAAAGUGGACUUUUUGAACAGUUGUGGACAUUAUUGAAAAUGUACUUGGAGAUGAAUUUAGGACAAUUAGUGCAAGGUAGCUUCGAUAUACAGGUUAACUUGAACGAAAAACAGUUGUUGGAUUUAGAAGACGUGAUUUUUAAAUCGCAGCUACCAAGUCAUGAAUUAUGGUUGAGGACUGAAAAACUUAGGGAAUCCUACCAUUGGUUGCCGGUAACUGAACAAUGUGAGGAUCCGCAGAGAAUCGUUUUUGCCGAAGAUGUAGUGGAACUGAUACAACCAAUAACAAAGCCAGAAAAUACAUUUAGGUUAACAGCCACUAUUUUGACGCUAUUAAAAAUUCCCUUACUACCUUGCAGACACAAUACAAUGGAACAAUUAGGACUUGAUUAUGUACCUUGGGCAUUAGAUUCCAUCGAAUCUGUCCUCCCGAUAUUUUACCCAAUAUAUCCAGUGCCAUUGGAUUUGGGGAAUUACUUAGCCGAUUAUCAACUAUCUGUGGGUCCUCAGUACCUGAAAGUUUUCCCUGGUCAAGAAGAAUAUUUAAUUUUUGUCUUAACUGUUAUGCAAAAGUGCAUUGAUUUUUUACAAGGUGAAGAUAAAACUUCUCUUACUGUUUGGUGGUUGAGAUUUCAGAGAUUAUUGAUUAUUUUGAAUGAAAGAAUGAAGAUGCCAAACAAUUUGAAAAAAAGCAUAAAAACAAACAUAAAAAACUUGUUGAAGAAACCAGAAAAUCGAAGUAAUAUAUUAUUCUACGUCGAAUAUGCGCUUUUUGAAAAAGAACUGAGUAAUCCCGAAAGUUGUGUUAAAAUCUUGGAGACAGCCCUGUCUUUCGUUAAAGAAUUGAAAUUUGACCCUUCUAAAAUCACCACUGAACAAGAACACGUUUGCUAUUUAAUAAGAACCAUUGUAGAAGAAACGAUUCAUUCUGAAAAAAAUGAGAAGGCUAUUAAAUACUUGAUUAACUUUGUUCAAGGUAAACAAAUUCAAUCGCAAUGUGAAAUCGACGAAGAAACGCUUAAUCAAGCGAUUCUCAAAUACAAACAUGUCUCAUUACAGUUGAUAUCGAAGCUUGAGUCUUCCAAACUAUAUCCCGUUAAGCAUCUGCUACCAAUUUUCUUAUGUGAUUGGAUCAUUUGCAACGGUUGGCUCGUUUACUUAACAAAAGGACCUUUAGAAUGUGCGGUUCUGUUGGAAGACUUGCUGGAGAAAUUGAGCGAACAAACCAGUGAGAAUUCACUACAAAGAGAAAUUAUUUUCGAAUUUUAUGUGGCAACGAUGUUCAAAUUUUGCUCGAGCAAUCCUGGGUACGGUUUGUUCAAAGCUCUGGAUGAUGUCAUGAGUAGGGCCUUGAAAUUAUUUCCCAAUAACCUAUUUUUGUUAGCGGUACUAGCCAAAGAGCAAUUCUUGUUCAAUUCGCUAGGUCUCAAAUUGUGGAAAACCAAAGAAAUGGUUUUAAAAACUGGACAUGCUUUGCCAGUGUUACUUAUGAUUUCAAUGACGCAACAGACAAUUUCAAACCUGCAAGAACAACUGAGAGAUACGAUAACAGGUGAAAAUAUACCAAUAGAUAACACAUUUUUCAGGAAUACUGUUGUUUCUCUUUUCAAAGCUGCUACAAAAGCAAAUAUAUGCACCAGGAGAUGUGGAUUUAUAUGGCGCUUGUAUCUUCAAUUUGUUCACAAAUAUUUCGAUCCACAGCUUUGUAGACAAGUUUACUAUUGCGCAGUUGAAGAAUGUCCAUGGUUAAAGGCACUGUAUAUUGAUGCAGCCAUUUAUAUACCCGCUGAAUUGGGACAGAUUCAAGAUUUAAUCAUUGAAAAACAGUUGAGGCUGCAUAUAACACCUGAGGAACUUGAUGUUCUACGUGAUUAAAGUGAUAAAUGUGAUUAUUUGUAUAUUUAUUUAUAAUGUGUAUAAUAAAAGUAUUCAGUUGAA